AUGUCAACGACGAUACCAACGUCUUCAUCAUUACUACAAGCGACAGAGACCAUGUCACAAAGUACAUAUUCUUCAAUACCCACAUCCACUGCCAAUGAUUUUGGAUCACAAAACACUACCAUUGGUUCAACCCCUUCAACAGUACUAUUUUUUCUUGCAUUAGCAGUUGGAGUUUUAAUUGCCUUAAUAUUUGUCUUCUUCACCAUACGAUAUUUUGUUCGAGCAAAAUAUGGUGUCAAUUAUGUUGGACUCACUAGAAGAGGACUUUAUGGUUAUAAUCAUCAUGUUAAUGGCAAUAAUAACGGAAAUCAACCGCCAUCAUCAAAUAUUGUUAAUGAACAUACAUUUGCGCAAAUAUUUACCACAACAGAAGUACAAGAUCAACUUGAUUAUAUUCGACAACACCAUUAUUUACGUGGAGAAAUAAUUGAUCGAAGAUUGAAUCAGGAUGAUGAGGACUCAUCAAAUGAUGCUGCAAGACAAAGACAACAACAGCGAAGACGGAGAAGACAACGAAGAAGAAGAAGAGGUGGAAGAUUUGCCAGAAUGAAAAAAUUAACUGCUGAAGAAGUUGAAUUAUUAUUCCCCAAAAAAACUUAUCAUCAAUGGCUUAAUGGUGGGAAAGAAGAAGAUGUUGAAAAUCGAGAAGAUUUAUUUUGUGAAGUGAAGGAAGAGGAGCAACACCACCAUGAAGAAGAUAUUCAAAAUGAAAACAAUGGUCAAUCUAGUAGUGAUGAUAAUAAUAAUAAUAAUAAUAUUGGUGGCACUGUUGUUGAUGAUGAAAAUCACAAUUGUUCUUCUAGUCAAACAGAAGAUAACGAAUCAACAAAUACAUUAUUUACAGCUCGAACUUCAGAUAUGAAUAACAGAAACAGCAGCAUUAAUAAUAAUAAUAAUAAUAAUAAUAAUAAUAAUAAUAAUAAUAAUAAUAAUAAUGAUAAUGACGAGGAAAUUGAAAUGAAACAAUUAAAUCUUGCUGAAGUUAAUUCCAAAAAUGAUUCCAAUGAUUCUCAAAAUAGUUUACAUUUUGAUUCAGGAUCAUGUGCUAUUUGUUUAGAAAUAAUUGAAGAUGAAGAUAUCGUUCGUGGAUUAAUAUGUGGACAUGUAUUUCAUGCAGAAUGUUUAGAUCCUUGGUUAAUCAGAAGACGUGCUUGCUGUCCUAUGUGUAAACGUGAUUAUUUAUUUAAAAGAGAUUAUCAAAAUCAUAAUGGGAAUAAUAAUAACACUGCUGAAAAUACGAAUACCCAAAAUGAUCAAACAAAUAAUAAUAGCAGUAACGAGAUAAAUGAAGAUGACGAUGAAGAUGACGAUGAUUUACAUACAAUUGAUUUCGAUAUUGAAGAAUUCAGAAAUAAUCCAAGUUUACAAAUGAUGUUACAAGAAUUAAUCCCACCAGCUGAAAGGGUAAGAAUUUUACUUGAAGAUCCGAGAUAUAGUGAUUUGAAUUUUGAAGAAAGAGCUCGUGAAAUUGCCAAACGGAAAUAUAGUAAUAUUUUCAAAAUCAUAUGGUGGAAAAUAAUGGGGAUUUCUAAACUUGAUUUCUAUCAUUGGGGUGUUCUUAAACUAAUUGAAAAACAUCACCAUGAUCAUCCCGAAGGAACAGAAUCAACUACUGAAAAUAAUCAACCACAAGCACAACAACAACAGCAGCAGCAACAAGAUCAACAACAAGAUCAAGAUGCCGCUGAUAGUGCCAGUAACUCUAGGAAUACACAUGAAGCAAGGAGUUCACGAGAUAUGGAAGAAUUAGGUGACGUCUCUGAAGCAACAAGGACGGAAACGGUUAUGAAUAGGGUUUAA
This is a messenger RNA of Candida albicans SC5314, 1800 nucleotides long. RefSeq lists its product as uncharacterized. Gene Ontology annotation, molecular function: ubiquitin protein ligase activity. Bases 1 to 1800 code for a protein of 599 amino acids. The record is from RefSeq and is a predicted model, not a curated record. Lineage: Eukaryota; Fungi; Ascomycota; Pichiomycetes; Serinales; Debaryomycetaceae. The transcript has a single exon. Gene Ontology annotation, biological process: protein ubiquitination.